This is a messenger RNA of Echinops telfairi (small Madagascar hedgehog), 2145 nucleotides long. Its product is annotated as cytochrome P450 4X1. The coding region runs from base 35 to 1558 and encodes 507 amino acids. The transcript is spliced from 12 exons. Gene Ontology annotation, molecular function: iron ion binding; oxidoreductase activity, acting on paired donors, with incorporation or reduction of molecular oxygen; heme binding. Lineage: Eukaryota; Metazoa; Chordata; Mammalia; Afrosoricida; Tenrecidae. The record is from RefSeq and is a predicted model, not a curated record.
CCGGGGAUCGCCGGGUUGUGCGCCGCGGCAAAGGAUGGAGCCCUCCUGGCUGGAGACGCGCUGGGCGCGGCCCUUCUACCUAGCGUUCGUGUUUUGUCUGGCGCUGGUCCUGCUGCAGGCCAUCAAGCUCCACCUGCGGAGGCAGCGGCUGCUGCGGGACCUGCGCUGCUUCCCGGCGCCCCCCACCCACUGGCUCUACGGGCACCACAAGUUACUUCAGGAUGAUGAAAUAGAGAAGCUGUCGGAGAUUAUAGAAAAAUAUCCUUGUGCCUUCCCUCGAUGGGUUGGGCCCUUUCAGGCAUUUCUCUAUAUCUAUGACCCAGACUACGCAAAGAUCCUUCUAAGCAGAACAGAUCCCAAGUCCCAGUUCCCAAACCAGUUCCUGAGUCCCUGUAUUGGUCAAGGACUACUGAAUCUAGAUGGACCCAAGUGGUUCCAGCACCGCCACCUGCUGACCCCAGGAUUCCACUUAAACAUCCUGAAACCCUAUGCUGAGGUGAUGGUUCAUUCUGUGAGUACACUGCUGGAUAAGUGGGAGGCGAUGUUAAUCACUCAGCACACAACUGUGGAAGUCUUUGAACACAUCAACUUGAUGACCCUGGACGUUCUGUUAAAAUGUGCUUUCACACAGGAUACCAACUGCCAGAUAAACAGCUCCACGGACCCCUAUGUCAAAGCACUGUUUGAAUUCAACAAAAUAAUCUUUCAUCGCACACAAAGUUUCUUGGGUCACCAUGAUAUAAUUUUCAAUUUAAGCUCAGAGGGCCAAUGUUUCCAGGAGUUAAGCCAAGUGUUACAUCAUUAUACAGAAAAGAUAAUCCAGGACAGAAAGAAAUCCCUACAGGAUGAGAGGAAGCGGGAUAACACUCAGGAGAGGAAGUACCAGGAUUUUCUGGAUGUUGUCCUUUCUGCCCAGGCUGAACAUGGAGACAUCUUCUCAGAUACUGACCUGUCAGCUGAAGUGAACACAUUCGUAGUGGCGGGGCAGGACACCACAGCCGCGGGCAUCUCCUGGCUCCUCUACUGCCUGGCUCUGAACCCUGAGCACCAGCAGAGAUGCCGAGAAGAAAUCAGGGGCCUCCUGGGGGAUAAGCCUUCCACAAUCUGGGACCACCUAGAGGAGAUGCCAUACACCACAAUGUGCAUCCAGGAGGCUCUCCGACUGCUCCCUCCAGUCCCAUCUAUUUCCAGAGAACUCAACAAGCCCCUUACUUUCCCAGAUGGACGUGUUUUACCUGCAGGAAUGAAUGUGAUUCUCAGUAUUUGGGGUCUUCACCACAACCCUGCUAUCUGGGAAAACCCAAAGGUCUUUAAUCCCUUGAGGUUCUCUCCAGAGAAUUCUGAUCAGAGACAUCCUUAUGCUUUCUUACCAUUCUCAGCUGGACCAAGGAACUGCAUCGGGCAGAAGUUUGCCAUGAUUCAGUUAAAGGUGUCCAUGGCCUUGAUCCUGCUUCGCUUCGAGGUGACGCCAGACCCCACCAGGCCUCCCAUUUUAUCACCCCAGAUUGUCCUCAGAUCAAAGAAUGGCAUCCACUUGUUUGUGAAGAAAAUACCCUAAUGUUAGACCUCAUGGUGCAAUGGUUAAAUAUAUGUUGUUUUUAAGUGAAAUGACAGCUAACGGUCUAAGCCCUUGAAGAGGAAUCCAGGUAUGCUGGAGGAGCAAGGUGGGGUAAGGUGGGGAUCUCUGUGGAGCUUCAGAUCAUCCAACACUUCAGUGACAGGGAGUCACUUAGAACUAUUUCUGCAUGACGUUGAGAGAUUUCCAGGCCUUUCUCUCUGGUCUGCCUAUAGUUAGUGCUGCAUACGAAAGCCUUCCUAGAUGACUUCUAUAUGGUUUCAUUGUUUAUUAAAAUAUACUUUUCAGAAUUGCACAAGUCAUAUGUGAAUGUAUGCACAAUAUAAAAAACAUUCUAGCACUAGAAAAGCAUGUAAAAUAAAAUUCUCACUUCAUACAGCUUGGACCCUCUGCCCUCCUUCUGUCUUUCCUAAAGACCCAGUAAUUUGGUAUGAAUUCUCUCAGACUUUUUUCUAUGUGUUUUAAAUUAUUUAUGUGUGUAUUCUUUAGAUGGGAUCAUAUCCAUGUGAUCAUUCCCAUAAUGUUCUUGCUUUUUCAGUUAAUAAAAUUUCUCCUCUUUCCUUACCAUA